Molecule: messenger RNA, 4043 nt
Organism: Solea senegalensis (Senegalese sole)
Lineage: Eukaryota; Metazoa; Chordata; Actinopteri; Pleuronectiformes; Soleidae
Gene: vars1
Product: valyl-tRNA synthetase 1
Exons: 29
Coding region: 92-3925 (1277 amino acids)
Biological process (GO): valyl-tRNA aminoacylation
Cellular component (GO): cytosol
Molecular function (GO): aminoacyl-tRNA deacylase activity; ATP binding; valine-tRNA ligase activity
Source: RefSeq, a predicted model, not a curated record
UUGCAUCAGACGCAGGGAGGCAGUGAGACUCAUGUGGCUCUGUCGUGUUUGCUAACUUAAGCUGACGUCUCUCUGUGUUUCAUUCAAAGAGAUGGCCACUCUCUAUGUGUCCCCCCACCCUGAUGACUUCAGGAGCCUUCUGGCUCUCUUAGCUGCAGAGUUUUGUCCUUCAUCUCGCCCUCGAACCAUCACAGAAAACCCUCCUGCGUCGCUGAAUGCCAGAGCCAGACCGACUCUGGUGCUGGGAGCCGGAGAAGGUGACACUGUCCUGAGUGGUGCCAGUGCUGUUGCAUGGUAUCUGGCCUCUCAGGGGAAGACGUCUGGUGUUGGUGUGAAGCAACAGAGCCAGGUGUGGCAGUGGCUGAGCUUUGCAGACAAUGAACUCACCCCUGUGUCUUGUGCUGUGGUCUUCCCACUGAUGGGGGUGAUGGGAGUAGAUAAGAAGCUCCAACAGAGUUCACGUGCAGAGUUGCUGCGUGUUCUAAAGGUUCUCAAUCAGGCACUGGAACCAAAAACCUUCCUGGUGGGAGAGAGCAUCACCCUGGCUGAUAUGGCUGUUGCUACAGCUAUCCUCCUACCGUUCAAAUAUGCAUUGGAGCCUUCAGACCGGAAGAUGUUGGCCAAUGUUACCAGGUGGUUUACAACCUGCAUUAACCAGCCACAGUUUCUUAAAGUGCUGGGGAAGAUCUCUCUGUGUGAGAAAAUGGCACCAGUUACACAGGUGGCAGCUGUUGCUUCGGAAGUUAAAGUUGUUAAUGGUGGUCCUGCUGCUGAUUCUGCCGGAACCGCAGAUGAUGGUCCCCCAAAGACAGAAGCUCAGCUAAAGAAGGAAGCAAAGAAAAGAGAAAAGUUGGAAAAGUUCCAGCAGAAGAAGGAUAUGGAGGCAAAGAAAAAAACACAGCCAGCAACAGAGAAAAAAGCCAAACCUGAGAAGAAAGAACUGGGAGUGAUCACAUACAACAUCCCUACUCCUCCUGGGGAGAAAAAAGAUGUCAUCAGUCCACUUCCUGACUCCUACAGUCCUCAGUAUGUGGAGGCUGCAUGGUAUCCAUGGUGGGAGAAGCAGGGACUCUUCAAGCCUGAGUAUGGGAGGAAGAGCAUCAGUGAGCAGAACUCUCGUGGCAUGUUCAUGAUGUGCAUCCCACCACCUAAUGUGACUGGAUCACUUCACCUGGGUCAUGCACUCACCAAUGCCAUUCAGGACUCUCUGACCAGAUGGCACAGGAUGCGAGGCGAGACCACGCUGUGGAACCCGGGCUGUGACCACGCUGGCAUUGCCACACAGGUGGUGGUGGAAAAGAAGCUGAAGAGAGAGAGGGGUAUGAGCCGCCAUGACCUGGGCCGGGAAAAGUUCAUUGAGGAAAUCUGGAAGUGGAAGAAUGAGAAGGGAGACCGCAUCUACCACCAGUUGAAGAAACUUGGCUCCUCUCUGGACUGGGACAGAGCCUGCUUCACCAUGGACCCUAAACUUUCCUAUGCAGUCCAAGAGGCCUUUAUCCGCAUGCAUGAAGAAGGAGUGAUCUACAGGAGUAAGAGGCUGGUCAACUGGUCCUGCUCUCUAAAUUCUGCCAUCUCUGACAUUGAGGUGGAUAAGCGGGAACUCACUGGCAGGACUCUCUUGCCUGUGCCUGGUUACAAAGAGAAAGUGGAGUUUGGGGUCCUGGUGUCUUUUGCUUACAAGGUUGAUGGAUCAGAUGAGGAGGUGAUUGUGGCCACAACUCGUAUUGAGACAAUGCUGGGAGAUACUGCUGUAGCCGUCCACCCUGCCGACCCCAGAUAUCAGCAUCUGAAGGGGAAAACGGUGCUGCAUCCCUUCUGUGACCGCAGGAUGCCCAUUGUCAUGGAUGAGUUUGUGGACAUGAACUUUGGAACAGGUGCUGUCAAAAUCACCCCAGCUCACGACCAUAAUGACUACGAGGUUGGAGAGAGACACAAUCUGGCCUUCAUCAACAUCUUGGAUGAGAAUGGCCUGCUCAUUAAUGUGCCUCCUCCCUUCCUGGGCAUGAAGCGCUUUGAGGCCAGGAAGGCAGUGCUGCAAGCUCUCACUGACAGAGGCCAGUUUAAAGAAAUCAAAGAUAACCCUAUGGUUGUUCCAGUCUGCAGUCGUUCCAAGGACAUCGUGGAGCCGCUGCUGAAGCCACAGUGGUAUGUGAGCUGCGCAGACAUGGGGAAGCAGGCGGCUGAUUCUGUUAGAGAGGGACGUCUCAAAAUCAUCCCUGAGCACCACCUCAAGACCUGGUUCAACUGGAUGGACAACAUCAGGGACUGGUGCAUCUCUCGUCAGCUGUGGUGGGGUCACCGUAUCCCUGCUUACUUCAUCACUGUCCAUGAUCCAUCUGUGAAACCAGGAGAGGACAUGGACGGUCAUUACUGGGUGAGUGGGAGAACGGAGGAGGAGGCCAGAGAGAAGGCAGCACAACGCUUCCAUGUGUCUGUGGAUAAAAUUUCCCUCAGACAGGAUGAGGAUGUUCUGGACACUUGGUUCUCAUCUGGCAUUUUCCCCUUCUCUAUCUUUGGAUGGCCCAAUGAGUCCGAGGACCUGAACGUGUUCUAUCCUGGCACCCUGCUGGAGACGGGCCAUGACAUCCUGUUCUUCUGGGUAGCUCGUAUGGUGAUGAUGGGCCUCAAACUGACGGGCAAACUGCCCUUCAAAGAGGUGUAUCUGCAUGCGGUGGUGAGAGACGCCCACGGAAGGAAGAUGAGCAAAUCUCUGGGCAACGUCAUUGACCCUCUGGAUGUCAUUACAGGGAUCUCCCUCGAGGGUCUUCAUGCCCAGUUGAUAGAAAGCAACUUGGAUCCUCUGGAGGUGGAGAAGGCAAAGCAGGGCCAGAAGUCAGAUUACCCAAAUGGUAUCCCAGAGUGUGGCACAGAUGCUCUCCGCUUUGCACUGUGUGCCUACACCAGCCAAGGUCGGGAUAUCAACCUGGAUGUCAACCGCAUCCUUGGUUACCGUCAUUUCUGCAACAAACUGUGGAACGCCGUGAAGUUUGCCAUGAAGACUCUGGGAGACAACUUUGUACCUUCAGAGAAAGCCCAGCUGUGUGGAGAUGAGAGUGUGUCAGACAGGUGGAUUCUGUCUAGACUGUGUGCUGCUGUGGGCUUGUGUGACACUGGCUUUAAAGCCUAUGACUUCCCAGGCAUCACCACCGCCAUCUACAACUUCUGGCUGUAUGAACUCUGCGAUGUCUACCUGGAAAGUGUCAAACCGGUGUUCAGUAAAGCAGAGGAAGACAGCGUCAGCCAGAGACAGGCGCUGGUGUGCAGACAGACACUUUACACCUGUUUAGAGGUCGGUCUACGCAUUCUGUCUCCUGUGAUGCCCUUUGUCACUGAGGAGCUCUACCAGAGGUUACCACGGAGACGGCCUCAGAGCGAUCCACCCAGCAUCAGUGUCACACCAUACCCCGACACUGCGGAGUUCUGCUGGCACAGUGAGGAAAUCGACCGCGACAUGGACUUCAUAAUGACCGUGAUAAAGACGACCCGGUCACUCAGGUCGGACUACAACCUGAACAAGCUCCGGACUGACUGUUAUCUUCAGUGCAUAGACUCGACAACAGCGUCCCUGGUGCAGAAGUACAGUCUGCAGAUUCAGACCUUGACGUAUUCUCAGGCCGUCAUCCCUCUGACAGCUAACCAGCCUGUCCCUGAGGGCUGUGCUGUGGCUAUUGCCUCUGACAGAUGUACUGUCAACCUUUUGCUCAAGGGUCUCAUUGACGUGGAGAAGGAGGUAGCGAAGCUGAUGACAAAGCAAUGUGACUUGGAGAAACAGAUAGAGAAACUGAAAGACAGGAUGAUGAAGAACGACUACAAGGAGAAGGUGCCGGUGAAGGUGCAGGAGCAAGAUGCAGAGAAGCUACGGCAGAGCCAAACUGAACUUGAGAAAGUGAACGAGGCUGUGAGCAACUUCAGGAAAAUGAUGUAACUUUACACCGCAGCAUGAUGGAAUUAGGAUUUAUUUCCACUUCUUUCAAGCUAAUUUUCAUAGUCCAAGAUGAGUUUGGUAAGAAGGGAAUUCAAAUAAAGCUUAGAUCAUGAUCGUC